GGCCUACGAAAAAGAUCGAUUGUUGUUUGAUGAAAUUGUCGACUUGUGUCUACUUACCUUGAAUUAAAUUUAUUCAACAUAUUUUUGCGACAUGCGGAAGACACACCUAUCCAUCGUUUUCUCUUUAAUCGUGGUGUUCUCUACUUGUUGUUUGACUGUCAAUCAGACUUUUGUGAAUACGAUGAAAACAAAAAUUAAAAUACUUGGUGUCUUCGGUCAUACUGGCAAGAGUCAUUUUGACGUAUUCAAGCCGCUUCUGGAGGAACUAGCUCGAAGAGGUCACGAGCUCACUGUGAUCUCGUAUUUUCCUAGGACCGAUAAUGCCAAGGCGAAAGAGCCACUGCCCAAUUAUAAGGACGUCAGUCUGGUGACCAAAGAUGGUAUCUUCGUAAACGUUAUAGAUCUUCAACAAAUCAAACACGGAUGGUUUCGUCCCAUGCAGGAGCUCUACUUGUUGAAGACCAUGGCAGAUUACGCGUGCAAUGCCGGUCUGCGAAGUUCGAGUGUCAAAAAGUUCCUUCAAUCCGACGAAAAAUUUGACUUAAUUCUCACAGAGAAUUUCAACACCGAUUGUUUUUUGGGUUUUAUUCAUCGCUUUAAGGCGCCAUAUAUGGCCUUAUCAUCGCAUCAAAUUAUGCCGUGGACCAACAGUGACAUGGCUAAUACUGAUAAUCCCAGUUACAUUCCGAUUGUAAUGCUUGGAUUGACUAAACCUCUAGAUUUCUUCAGUCGAAUAAAAAAUACAUUAUGGCUGUUAGUGUCUAAAGUGAUCUACGAAUAUUACUUCCGAUCUGUCGAUCAAGUUGUCGCCAACGAAAUCUUUGGUCCGGAUCUUCCCAAGUUGAAAGAAAUCGCCCUCCAAUCGCAAGCGUUAUUGGUGAAUAUCCACAGUAGCAUUCAUGGCAGCAGGCCUCAGCUGCCGAAUGUGAUAGAAAUUGGUGGACUUCACAUUCCGUCCAGAGUCAAUCCGCUACCAAAGGACGUAGCUGAGUUCCUUGACAGCGCCCAUGAGGGAGUGCUGUAUUUCAAUUUAGGCUCCAUGAUCAAGAUGUCAUCGAUGCCACAGGAGAAGCUGAAUGUUAUAUUAAAGGUGAUUGGCUCCAUACCGCGGAAAGUGAUUUGGAAGUGGGAGACUGAUGAACUACCGCGCAAGCUGGACAACGUUAUGGCCAGAAAGUGGCUGCCUCAGUUCGAUAUAAUGAACCAUCGGAAUGUUAAAUGUUACUUGGGUCAUGGCGGACUUCUCGGUCUCUCGGAGAGUGUUUACGUGGGUCUACCAAUGGUCUUAAUACCGAUAUUCGGUGAUCAGUUUUACAAUUCUGCUGCUGCAGAGAACAGAGGUGCCGCGGUGGUGGUUGCAUAUAACGAUUUAACUGAAGAAACAUUAAAAUAUGCUCUGGACAAAAUUUUUAAUGAUACCAGUUACCAUGAGAAUGCCCAACGGCUUUCGAAAGCUUACCGUGAUCGACCUGCUACGCCAAUGGAGACGGCGAUAUGGUGGACGGAAUACAUCGGCCGGGGCAAUGGCAGAUUUUACUUCCGUAGCGACAGCACAGGUUUAUCCUGGUACCAGCAUCAUCUUAUCGAUAUAAUGCUUGUUUUGAUUAUUGUCUCCAUGAUGUUCUUCUUCCGAUUGAUCAACUUGCUGUUGUCGUUGCUCAGAUUCUUUAAAAGAACAUCUAGAAGUCAGGUCGAAGAGAAGAGAAUGUUGAAGAAGGACAACUGAUUACGUCGUAGCCUUAGACAUAGGCUACAUUUACACCGUACGACUGAUAGCGACCUAUAUCGUGACCCAAAGUAGGUCUAGUCACCAACCGUUUAUACCGAAAGGGACUUAAAAAAUGGUUGGGUCAUAUUUAGUCGACGCUGGUCCGAAUUAGAGCCAUCUAUCGUAUUUUGUACAAAUUAUUUCGAUAUGGACCCAAGAAUCGCUAAACGCAUGCGCAUUAAGUCAUGAAAAAGGCGCUUAUAUCGAGUCGGUUUGAGAGUUUAACCUAAUCUAACUCUCAAAUUCAACAAAACAGCUGUUCGAGCAAAAUGGCUACGAAGCUUCAGGUCGGAUCAAUUGCGAAUUUACACCGAGAAAGCAGACGACCUAUUUUAACAGGUCAGGUCAGGUAUAGUAGUAUUUACCGGGAGCGGCCUAAAUAAUGUGACCUGAAUUAGGUCGAAUUUAGGGUAUAGGCCGCGGAAAAAACGUACGGUGUAAACCAGGCCAUAGGCUACGUUUACACCGUGCGCUUAGUCCG
Mycetomoellerius zeteki is the source of this 2249-nucleotide messenger RNA. RefSeq names its product UDP-glucuronosyltransferase 2B7. The record is from RefSeq and is a predicted model, not a curated record. NCBI's taxonomy places the organism in Eukaryota, Metazoa, Arthropoda, Insecta, Hymenoptera, Formicidae. The transcript has 3 exons. The coding region runs from base 92 to 1726 and encodes 544 amino acids. Gene Ontology annotation, molecular function: UDP-glycosyltransferase activity.